ACUAUUAUAUAUUUGUUGUAUAGUAAAAAAUUAUUUCAAAACAUUUGUCGCUAUGAACUCGCAACAGCUUGAAUUGGCUGAGAAGAGAGAGGGGGAGGAGAUCUUAGCAGAUCGCAUAGAAUUGCAGCAGCAUUUUCUGAAGGACUCGGUCACCAUGUUAGCGUAUCGUGAUGCUUUUAGGAAUACCCAGCACUUGUUCAAGGGCAAGACUGUGCUCGAUGUGGGCUGUGGCAUGGGUUUGCUUUCCCUCUUUGCUGCCAAAGCGGGCGCCGCCAAGGUCAUAGCCAUUGAGGAAUCCGUAUUAGCGGAUUCUGCCAAACAAAUUAUGUUGGACAAUCGAUGGAAUGGUGUUGUUCAAAUAAUCAAAGAUUCGAUCGUGAAAGUGAGGCUACCAGCUGGCAUUGAAAAGGUUGACAUAAUAAUCUCCAAUUGGAUGGGGCAAUGUCUGUAUUCGAAUUCGUUGUACCAUCACGUGCUAUUUGCACGCGACAUCUGGCUGAAGAGAAAUGGUCUCGUAUUUCCCAAGUUGGCCAAUUUGUAUAUAGCUGGUAUAACGGAUAAUGGACAUCGAGACAAAUGCAUGGACUUAUGGAAAAAUGUCCAGGGCUUUAACUUGAGUUGUGUUGGAAAAAAAGUGACAAAAAACGCAGUUAUUGAUUGCGUAACCAUACAUCAAAUACUGACCAAUAGCUGUGUCGUAAACACCGUGGAUAUGCGCAUAAUGAGGAACAAGCCUCUCCAAUUUAGAUCGGGCUUUAAACUUAAGGUUCAACAUUCGGGCGAUAUUAACGCCUUUGUCAUAUACUUUGACGUGUCCUUUCCGGUCAGCGAGACAAGGCCAACCGUAACCUUCUCCACCUCACCGCGAUCGCCCGUCACACACUGGAAGCAAACGGUGCUCUAUUUAGACAAGCCCAUUAGUGCUUUGGAAAAUGAAUGCGUGAAUGGAUUUUUCGGCAUUAUGCCCAGCGCUCAGGGCGGCAAUGCCACCGACUUUGAGCUGAGUGUUGCUUUCAAUGGGAGUGUUUGCAAACUGUAUAAACAUCAAAAGAUUUACAGCUUCAGCUAGACCACAAUUUAUGUUACAUUCAU
Molecule: messenger RNA, 1092 nt
Organism: Scaptodrosophila lebanonensis
Lineage: Eukaryota; Metazoa; Arthropoda; Insecta; Diptera; Drosophilidae
Product: protein arginine N-methyltransferase 1-like
Exons: 3
Coding region: 53-1069 (338 amino acids)
Biological process (GO): peptidyl-arginine methylation
Cellular component (GO): nucleus
Molecular function (GO): protein-arginine N-methyltransferase activity
Source: RefSeq, a predicted model, not a curated record